Molecule: messenger RNA, 1448 nt
Organism: Musca domestica (house fly)
Lineage: Eukaryota; Metazoa; Arthropoda; Insecta; Diptera; Muscidae
Product: G-protein coupled receptor Mth2
Exons: 7
Coding region: 59-1285 (408 amino acids)
Biological process (GO): G protein-coupled receptor signaling pathway
Cellular component (GO): membrane
Molecular function (GO): G protein-coupled receptor activity
Source: RefSeq, a predicted model, not a curated record
GCUACGAAUAGUCGAAGUGUUUAAAACGCGAUAAACGUUGCAAUUAAAAAACAAAAACAUGAAACAUUUUUCAACCAUUUUUGUAAUAUUUUCAAUAAUUUGCUUACGCUUUGCAUUAUGCGCCAGAGACAAGUGUCGUGCGGACGAAACGUUGUGCGUUCGCUCGUGUUGCAAUUCAAGCGAUUUCUAUCAAGUGAAUGUCCAGAAAUGUGAACUGAUAUCGAAAUAUUGUCGUCUGUCAACGGAAACUAAGUUGAAUGUUUUCAAUGGCAUUCGCCGUUACAUGAAUCUGCUGAUGAAAUUUUGGCAUGAUGUCAGUGUUCCGUGUUUACGUUCCGAGGAUGUGGAUAUGCCGUGGCGUAAAUCAAAAACAGUGGAGAAGUAUCAGGACCCCAUAAAUAUACCCGACUAUUGUUUUAGCGCUCAGUAUAACUCGACGACAAAUCAAUUCGAUAUGGUACCCCUGAAUUGUGCCAAGGAGAAUACCUGGCACACCUAUACCCGAUAUGUGAUCAUAGUGGGUUUGUUGUUUUCGGUGCUACUUCUGCUGACAACUAUUUGCAUCUAUUUGACCAUCAGGGAGCUGCGUAAUAAUAUGCGUUUGAAACUAUUCAUUUGGUAUUUGACAUCCCUGGUCUUCGGCCAUACAUCGUUGAUAACGUGUGACGAAGUCAUUUGGAAUUAUGAGGGGAAGGAGUAUUUAAAAUUUGGAAUUGGUUUUAUCUCGUCAUAUUUCUUUAUGUCAACAUUUCUCUCCAUGAACGUGAUUGGUUUUGAAAUAUGGAUUACCUUUAAAAAGGUUCGUGUUGAAAAUAAUCCCCAUAACGAUAAGAAACGUUACCUGAUCUAUGCCAUAUAUGUUUGGACUGUACCAAUUGUGUUUUAUCUACUGUAUUAUUUGACACUGAGUAGCUUUUGGUCGUCGGGCCCCGUUGCCCUGAUUCUGUUGCAGAAUUUUAUUACAUUUAUCUUCCUAACCUACAAAAUAUGUGCAACGCGUUAUAAGGCGGCAACUAUGAGAAAAGAUGCAAAUCUUGUAACGGAAACCAUCAAAAUAAUUUUGAGUCUAUUCUUUAUGAUGGGCAUACCGCGCUCAUUGUUCGUUGUAUUGUUAUAUCUGAAUAACCUGGCGUACUUCAUGAUUUCCAAAUAUAUAUUUCUGUCCAUCGAAGCUCCGCUGAUUUUCAAAUUAUUUGUGUUGAAGAAGAAUGUUUGGAAUAUGUUAAAGAAUAGUUUUUUACAGAUUUUGGCACAAAUAUGUACAUCCCAGCACAACAACGGAUGAUGGAUCCUCGAUGCCAUGACUUUAACAAUUAUAAAAAUGUUUUUAAUAUUAUUAUCGUUAGAGAGUGUAUUGUGUUCAAUAUUUAUAGGAAAGUGUAUCCAGAAGACUGCAGACCUUUAGUUUUUAUUUAGUAUUGAUCUUAAAUUAUCCGACAAAUUUACGA